CUGCUGUGAUGUGUGAGUGCCUGUCAGUAACUAAAAAGUUUUCUCAAGAAAUAUUGGAUGUCAUUUGAAAGGCAUUCUUUGGAGUGGCUUCCAGGGGUCAGGAAGAGGAGGGAGGAGACAUAAGAGCCAUGGAUUACUACAGAAAAUAUGCAGCUGUCAUUCUGGCCACAUUGUCUGUGUUUCUGCAAAUUCUCUAUUCCUUUCCUGAUGGAGAGUUUACAAUGCAGGGCUGCCCAGAAUGCAAGCUAAAGGAAAACAAAUACUUCUCCAAGUUGGGUGCCCCAAUCUAUCAAUGCAUGGGCUGCUGCUUCUCCAGAGCAUACCCCACUCCAGCGAGGUCCAAGAAGACAAUGUUGGUCCCAAAGAACAUCACCUCAGAAGCCACAUGCUGUGUGGCCAAAGCAUUUACCAAGGCUACAGUAAUGGGAAAUGCCAGAGUGGAGAAUCACACUGAGUGCCACUGCAGUACUUGUUAUUAUCACAAAUCUUAAAGAGUUUGCAAAGGGCCGUGUUGAUGACUGCUGAUUUCCUGG
Globicephala melas (long-finned pilot whale) is the source of this 533-nucleotide messenger RNA. It is a transcript of the gene CGA, whose product is annotated as glycoprotein hormones, alpha polypeptide. Gene Ontology annotation, molecular function: follicle-stimulating hormone activity. Gene Ontology annotation, cellular component: extracellular region; follicle-stimulating hormone complex. Gene Ontology annotation, biological process: thyroid hormone generation; positive regulation of steroid biosynthetic process. The record is from RefSeq and is a predicted model, not a curated record. NCBI's taxonomy places the organism in Eukaryota, Metazoa, Chordata, Mammalia, Artiodactyla, Delphinidae.